GGCAGGUAGCUUAUUAUUUUUAGUUUGGGUCGUGUUGGUUUGGGGCGAGCUGAGUGGCCAAAGCGGCUGUAGUGGCUACCUCCCGCCUCCCGCGCGCCGUGCUUGGCUGCCCACGGCGCGGUCGCAAGUCCCUGAGGACCAAAAGAAUCUGGUGUCCUUAGCAUCGCUGCCCCCCUGGCGGCCGGGGCGACAGGGAAAGUGUCCUGUCUAGGGUGAUGAGGGCUGUCGGGGCCGCUGCGCUGGGCUGGGCUUUGUUUUCUGCGUCCCCCUCGCAGGCACUCUAGGCGAACGUAGAUCUGGGGCUCCAGGCAGUGGCCCGCGAGCUGGUCGGAGACUGCUGGCACCCGGCAAGACAGGGAAUACGAGAGAGGCCGAUUAUUUCUCUUUAUUCAGAAGCAUAAAGUUGUUUGCUGAUUGCAAGAAGAUGUUUCUUUGGCUCUUUCUGAUUUUGUCAGCCCUGAUUUCUUCAACAAAGGCAGAUUCUGACAUAUCGGUGGAAAUUUGCAAUGUGUGUUCCUGCGUGUCAGUUGAGAAUGUGCUAUAUGUCAACUGUGAGAAGGUUUCAGUCUACAGGCCAAAUCAGCUGAAACCCCCUUGGUCCAAUUUUUAUCACCUCAAUUUCCAAAACAAUUUUUUAAAUAUCCUCUACCCAGAUACGUUCUUGAGUUUUUCACAUGCAGUAUCCCUGCAGCUGGGAAACAAUAAACUGCAGAACAUUGAGGGAGGAGCCUUCCUUGGGCUCAGUGCAUUAAAGCAGUUGCACUUGAACAACAAUGAAUUAAAGAUUCUCCGAGCUGACACUUUCCUUGGCAUUGAGAACUUGGAGUAUCUCCAGGCUGACUACAAUUUAAUCAAGUAUAUUGAACGCGGGGCUUUCAAUAAGCUCCACAAACUGAAAGUUCUCAUUCUUAAUGACAAUCUGAUUUCCUUCCUUCCUGAUAAUAUUUUCCGAUUCGCAUCUUUGACCCAUCUGGAUAUACGAGGGAACAGAAUCCAGAAGCUCCCCUAUAUCGGAGUUCUGGAACACAUAGGCCGUGUCGUCGAAUUGCAACUGGAAGAUAACCCUUGGAACUGUAGCUGUGAUCUGUUGCCUUUAAAAGCUUGGCUGGAGAAUAUGCCAUAUAACAUUUACAUAGGGGAAGCUAUCUGCGAAACGCCCAGUGACUUAUACGGAAGGCUUUUAAAAGAAACCAACAAACAAGAAUUAUGCCCCAUGGGCACAGGCAGUGAUUUUGACGUGCGAAUCCUCCCUCCGUCUCAGCUGGAAAAUGGCUACACCACUCCCAAUGGUCACACCACCCAAACGUCCUUACACAGGUUGGUGACCAAACCACCGAAAACGACAAAUCCAUCCAAGAUCUCUGGAAUCGUGGCAGGCAAAGCCCUCUCCAACCGCAAUCUCAGCCAGAUUGUCUCUUACCAAACCAGGGUGCCCCCUCUUACACCUUGCCCAGCACCUUGCUUCUGCAAAACCCAUCCUUCAGAUCUGGGACUGAGUGUCAACUGCCAAGAGAAAAACAUCCAGUCCAUGUCUGAACUGAUACCAAAACCUUUAAAUGCCAAGAAGUUGCACGUUAACGGCAACAGCAUCAAAGAUGUGGACGUCUCCGACUUCACCGAGUUCGAAGGACUCGAUCUGCUUCAUUUAGGCAGCAAUCAGAUUACCGUGAUCAAGGGAGACAUAUUCCGCAAUCUCACGAAUUUACGCAGGCUGUAUCUCAACGGCAAUCAGAUCGAAAGACUCUAUCCCGAAAUAUUUUCAGGCCUUCAUAACCUGCAGUAUCUGUAUUUGGAAUACAACUUGAUUAAGGAAAUCUUAGCGGGCACCUUUGACUCGAUGCCAAACUUGCAGCUCCUGUACUUAAAUAAUAAUCUCUUAAAGAGCCUGCCCGUGUACAUUUUCUCAGGAGCACCCCUUGCUAGACUGAACCUGAGGAACAACAAGUUCAUGUACCUGCCUGUCAGCGGGGUCCUGGAUCAGCUGCAGUCUCUCACGCAGAUCGACUUGGAGGGCAACCCAUGGGACUGCACUUGUGACUUGGUGGCAUUAAAGCUGUGGCUGGAGAAGCUGAAAGACGGGAUUGUCAUGAAAGAACUGAAGUGUGAGACACCCGUGCAGUUUGCCAACAUCGAACUGAAGUCCCUCAAAAAUGAAAUCUUAUGUCCCAAGCUCUUAAACAAGCCAUCGGCACCCUUCACAAGCCCUGCACCUGCCGUUACAUUCACCACCCAGCUGGGGCCCAUUCGCAGUCCUCCUGGGGGUCCAGUGCCUCUGUCAAUUUUAAUCCUCAGCAUCUUAGUGGUCCUCAUCUUAACUGUGUUUGUUGCUUUUUGCCUUCUUGUUUUCGUGCUGAGACGAAACAAGAAGCCCACGGCGAAGCACGAAGGCCUGGGGAACCCCGAGUGCGGCUCCAUGCAGCUGCAGCUGAGAAAACACGACCACAAAACCAACAAAAAAGACGGACUGGUCACAGAAGCUUUCAUUCCACAAACCAUAGAGCAGAUGAGCAAGAGCCACACCUGUGGCUUGAAAGAAUCCGAAACCGGGUUUAUGUUUUCUGAUCCUCCAGGCCAGAAAGGCAUGAUGAGAAAUGUCCCCGACAAGGAGAAAGAUGUAUUGCACGUGGAUACCAGGAAGAGACUGAGCACCAUCGAUGAGCUGGACGAAUUAUUCCCGAGCAGGGAUUCCAAUGUGUUUAUUCAGAAUUUUCUCGAAAGCAAAAAGGAGUACAAUAGCAUAGGCGUCAGUGGUUUUGAGAUCCGCUAUCCUGAAAAACAACAAGACAAAAAAAACAAGAAGUCACUGAUAGGCGGCAACCACAGUAAAAUAGUUGUGGAGCAAAGGAAGAGCAGCGAGUAUUUUGAACUGAAGGCAAAACUCCAGAGUUCCCCCGACUACCUACAGGUCCUUGAGGAGCAGACAGCUUUGAACAAGAUCUAGGUCAUGCAAUCUUACUUCCUACAGAGGACAUUUAUUUAAUGAUGAAAGUGCCUUUUGUUGACUUCUAACUUCCAAAUACUAUAUUAUCAAUAGGCAUAGAGGCAGGUGUUUCCAAGGGUGUCUCAUUAACUGUAGCUGCAAAGAUGUGUCCCGUAGAAGAGAAUUCCCUUAAUAGAUUUUACUACAUAAAACCUAUACUGUGGAGUCCUGUGGGAAUACUGCAAACUCUAUUGCCAAAGGGAUGCUUUAGAUACAUAAUUCACUGAAUUUAACCUCAAGAGGCAAAUCUGUUUUGUACCCCAAUGCAAAACCUUCGUCUCUUUGUGCUCUGUAAAGCAAACUCAAGAAAACUGUACCAGUGUUUGUACCUCAGCUGGGUCCUUCAUCUUGCACGUAGAUUCAGUUGGUGGAACUGGAAUAUUCCUUUUGAUUUGUGGCAUUGUUACAACUCUGUGUAAAGAUUCUCUGAAAAGUUAAAAAAAAAAAAAAAAAAAAAAGCAUGCCAAGAGAGAACAUUCGAUAGUAUUUGUAAACUGGUAACCUUUAUGGCCUGCAUCUUGAAACUGCUGGAUUUAUAAUGUUAAAUUGUGCAAAUAUUUGUUUAAAAUAUACCAUGCAUUAUAUAACCAUAAAAUAAAUUUGAACACUUUAAGCAUUACCUGUCUAGACAUAAAACCUAAAAGAGAAAAGAGAAAUCAACGUGAGUUACCUAGCGUUUGCGGUGAUCUGAAGAAAUACGUGAUGUUUAUCAGAAUUAAACAUGGCUCAAAUUCAACUAAUAUUAGAGUUUGUUCUCAGUUAUGUGAAAUACCCACAAUCCUUAAAGGUUGUCCAAAAUUAGCAAAGUGCUUACCGUGUGAGCGCACCCAAAGCUAUUUUUGUAACAUAAUUCAUAUUUAUGAAGUACUUUGUAUACUAAAUAGGAAAAUAUGUACUCCUUAAUCUGUAUUUAAUAUGCCUGACUUGUUUUCCUGAUCACAGGGAAUUUAUCAAUAAGUAUACAUUUAGACAGCAAAAAUAUACCAAACUGAAACUGAAGCUUAUGUGUACAGAAAUAUUCUGGACAUUGUGAUCAGGUAUCAUUUAAAAACAAAACAAAACAAAAAAACACAAAAAAAAAAGUACAAAAAAAUAGUUCUGUGCUAUUCUUGAGAAUUUAGCAUAUUAUCUUCAGAUUUGUUACCAACUGUGCAUUUUAAAAUAGGUUCCUUUGUUUUAUGGACUGUGUGUGGGGCAGUUGUCAUUUGCCAUCACUUGUCUUGCUUUUCAGAAUUCUAUGAACUGAAUUCAAAUAGUUUUCACUACAAAUAUUUAAAAAAUUAAUGAGUAAGGUUAAUAGUUAUAUCUUGUAUGCAUCAGUAUCCUGUUCUUUCAUCAUUCUGACUACUAUCAGAUUAUCAAGUAGAACAGUAAACAUCAUGGUGAUCGUGGCUAUCAAAGCCACACUGUAAAAUGCUUUCAUUGGUCUCAGAUUCGUUCACAGUCUGCAAGUACAAAUGAUAUGUCACUGUGUUUGCUUGUGCUGUUAACUUCUAAGUCAAAAUUGGUCAAAGGAGGGAAGCACUUGAUCAUGGGAGAUAUUUUAAUAUUUUUAGGUUCUCCUGAUUAGCAAAGGAACAUCCUGAAACACACUGCCUUCUUGGCCUGCCUGCAUAUGUAUAUUUUUCCUGCUCCAUGUCUUUAUAGUUACUGUAUUGAUCAGUAAGGUGACCAAGAAGGUAAAUGUAGGCAUUCUUCAUGAAUUUCAAGUGGCACGUGUUUUGGUGCAGCUUCUAAAAUGAUAUUAUGGUUAACGUCGUAACAGCAGUCCCUUUAUUAAUGACUAAUUCCAGGGCUUUAUGUGUUUGUUGCGAGAUAAAAAACAAACAAACAACUUGGCAUUCUUGGAGGUGUGUGUGUGUGUGUGUUUGGGUGUACAUGCAUACAUAUAGAUAAUUUGGAGAUUUUUGUUAAAUAGCAGAAUAAAUUGUCUCCAUAUGUAUGUGCUGGUGCUCUUAAAACUUUAAUGUGUAAUUUUCAUGACAAUGUGAAAACUUUAUAUGAAUAUUAAAAAUAAAUAAAUACUUGCUUUCUGA
Orcinus orca (killer whale) is the source of this 5016-nucleotide messenger RNA. It is a transcript of the gene SLITRK4, whose product is annotated as SLIT and NTRK like family member 4. The coding region runs from base 425 to 2941 and encodes 838 amino acids. Lineage: Eukaryota; Metazoa; Chordata; Mammalia; Artiodactyla; Delphinidae. Gene Ontology annotation, molecular function: protein binding. The record is from RefSeq and is a predicted model, not a curated record. Gene Ontology annotation, biological process: regulation of presynapse assembly; axonogenesis; positive regulation of synapse assembly. Gene Ontology annotation, cellular component: glutamatergic synapse; membrane. The transcript is spliced from 2 exons.